UAUCUUUCAAAUCUGUUCCUUAAAGCAGUAUUUGUCACUCUCAAUUCUGAGAAUUUGGAACAUUCAGCUAUUUUUGAAAAUUACCUUUCAGUUGGGGAGACAGUGCAUGGCGCUAAUCUCACCAAGUUAAAGUACCAAGGAUGUAGUCUUGACGAUGAAGAUAAUUGGAAUCAAUUUAGAAAUGCUGUGCGAGCAACAAUUAGAGAAACUCCACCAUCUGCAGCUGGGAAAGGAUACUCUCCGGCACCUUCUCCACGACUUCUCCAGCAAUAUGGAAAAUUUUCAUUCUCCGGGACAACACCAAAAAAGGAAUUAGCAGACAAGCGAACAGUUUCACCACAUCGGUUUCCUCUUUUACGAACUGUAUCCCUUGCUAGUCGACCGACUACCCCCAAAAGUUCUAGGCCAACCACCCCGAAUAAAAGUCGAUCUACUACUCCAAACCCCUCCAAUGAGAGACGGUACCCUGCAAAAUCAGCUUCAAUGCGGCUUCAUGUGGACAAUAUAAACACCAAAGACGCGGAGCAGCACGCCAGCAAAAGUAAACGUCUGCUUAAAUCUUUGCUCAGCCGACGCAAAUCAAAGAAAGAUGAAACACUAUAUACAUACAUAGAUGAAUAUUAACAGUACAGGUUCAAAGAAGACGAAAAGGAGGUGUGAUAGCACUUGCAACACGAAACCAGGAAAAUGCUUUAUUGUUAUUGCACUAAUGCUUACUCUUCUCCAAUUGUUUACGGAAAACCGGGGACAUGCGGCGUUGUUAUUACACUGCUUACCUUUCCUCAAUUGUAUAUUAAAUUUUGGCAAUGUAUUGGCAGUUUGUAAACCCGAUUAUAAGGAAUUGAUUAGUUGUCUUGUUCAUGGUCUUGAAAGAUUAUAAAGUGAUAUAGCAAGGAUUUUAGGGGCUGGCUGGAUAAAAUCUGAGUUGAAGUUGAAAAAAAAAAUUGAAGUUGAAGCCGAAAAAAAGAAAUUGUGGAAGUUGAAGUUGUGUUUCGAUAUUUGUAGUUUUUUGGAAUAAAAUUUUUGUAAAAGUUGAAGAUAUGAAAAACUUUACUUAGCUA
This is a messenger RNA of Nicotiana tabacum (common tobacco), 1061 nucleotides long. The record is from RefSeq and is a predicted model, not a curated record. NCBI's taxonomy places the organism in Eukaryota, Viridiplantae, Streptophyta, Magnoliopsida, Solanales, Solanaceae.